This is a messenger RNA of Poecilia latipinna (sailfin molly), 2234 nucleotides long. RefSeq names its product ankyrin repeat domain-containing protein 61. Lineage: Eukaryota; Metazoa; Chordata; Actinopteri; Cyprinodontiformes; Poeciliidae. The transcript is spliced from 5 exons. Gene Ontology annotation, molecular function: protein binding. Bases 556 to 1839 code for a protein of 427 amino acids. The record is from RefSeq and is a predicted model, not a curated record.
UGCUGUUUAGGCAGUUCAAUGUUCUAUUCUUUAUUUAAAAAUGAAUCAUUUGUUUAUUUGAAUCUUAUAAAAUAGAUUUCUAAAAUUGUAUAAUCCAAUUAAUCGUCAGAAUAAGCAAAUAGUAAAAUAAUGGGUAGUUCCAGUCCCAAUUUUUAUGACAUAAACAUUCAUGAAAGUGUUGAAAUAAAACAAAAAAGUAGUUUGUCCAUCAAUUUACUUUUGAAAGAAAAAAAAACAAAAAACAAAACCAAUAUUGAAAGUUUUUGUCAAGCAGUAACUAUAAAAAACACAAUCAUCAGAAACAUUGCAACAAGAAGAGGAAACUCCUCCGGUGGGUGUCAACAGCCCCCAUCACAGGCCCCGAACGCAGCCUGGGUUAUCAGAUGGGACUGGGCCGCAACGGCAAUGUUAGGUCAGAAUGACUCGGUACCAAACACAGAAGGAGAAGUAGUUGAUGAGAACACCAAACACAGGGAGGAGGAAGUUGAUGUUGUUGAUAUUUCUUUUUAGAUUUAGUCUUUGCUAUGAAAAACCAGAAUAACUAGAAUCAAACCAAUGGAAGUCUUAAAGAAGACUCUCGAUGGAGUCAGUCUGAAAUCCUCCACCAUGAGCAAGGACCAAAGCAGAGAUAAGAGAGAUAAAGUUAUUAAUAUUUACAGAAAUGAAUUCUACACUGCUGUGCUGGAUGAAGAUGUUAGAGGAAUAGAAAACAUGGUAAAGAAGUAUGGGAGCAACAAUCAGAUAGAGAUACAGGACGGUUCAUCAAGAGGAGUGUUCUGGAAGGGCUUUGCCAUCCUUCCCCUCCACCUGGCUGCUACCUACAGAAGAGUCCACAGCCUGCAGAGUUUGCUGUCAGCUGGAGCCGAUGUUCAAGUCAAGGACAAGCUGGGUCGGACGUCGCUACAUUUGGUCAUCAUCAACUGGCCAAUCACCACGACAAAACCUUCCUCCAAGUUCUGGGCAGCUGUGGCGAGAGCAAGCAGGCAGGCUAAAGCCUGUUUACGGCUGCUCUGUGAGCACGGAGCUGACGUCAACACGCAGAUGGAUGAUCAGAGUCAGCAAACGCCUCUCCAUCUGUCAGUGCGGUACAGAGCGCUGUCUGCUGUGCGGCUGCUGAUCAGCUGCGGCGCCAACGUGAACGCAGUGGACAGCAGUGGAAUGACACCUCUGCACAUGGCAGCAUCAAUCCUCCAUCAGGACAUAGCAUCUAGUUUAAUCAGCCACGGAGCUGACGUCAACAUGAGGAUGCAUCACUCUGCGAACACUCCUCUGCACCUCGCUGCAGUUGCAGUGAUGACAAAAGCAACCAAAGUCCUGGAUGAAGACGUGAGCUGUGUCUCUGAGCUGCUGGAGCGCGGAGCAAAGCCAAACAUUGUAAACGAGGCCGGCAUGUCGCCAUUCCACCAAACGUGCAGCCUGGGAAACGAGCAGCUGGUGGACCUGCUGCUGCGAUACAGAGCCAGUGUCAACAAGCUGAGCGCAGCAGGGCAGAGCUGUCUGUUCCUGUUCCUGAACCACACACCUAACACGAGGAACGGCUCCCUGCUGAUCAAACUCCUCACCCUGAGCACUCCGCUCAGCGUAUGCAGCCACGACGGCCGCUUACCCUCCACCUUAACUCAGCCACGCUUCUUUAAACAGAGAGAGCAACUGAUCCAACUAACCCAGCAGCCAAAGACACUUUGCGAUAUUUGCAAAAGUAAUAUUUAUCUGAAACACAUCAGAGGGAGAAAGGAGGAGCUGAAAAAAGUUAUUCCUGAAAGCUUGUACAACUUUGUCUUCAACCAAUGGGAGAUCCAAAACCUUCCGUUUGUGACAGAGAGUGAAGAGGCGUCAUAGCAAUGUGCAUGAACCUGAGCUACAAGAUUUGAUCCAUUCAGCUGAGAUAAGAUUUAAUGCCUUGCUAAAGUAUUCCUCCAUCUUAGAGAUUUUCACUUCCUGUCACAUUAAAAACACAAACUUCCUUGAAUUGUAUGCUGAGCAGUACAUAACUAAACUGGAGGACAAAUUAUACUUUUUUUUUUUUUUCAAAUAAAAUAUCUAAGCACCGAGGUGCAUUUCUAUUGAACCUGUUACUCUAACACAGGGGUCUGCAGCCUUUACAAACUAAAGUGCCUCAGAUAAACAAAAGCUACUAAGAGCCAAAAGAUGUAAUAUAACCUUCUCUGAAAGGCAAACUUAAAUGCUUUAAUAAAUAUCAAUCAUGGGAAAUGUGCGUGGUCGUUCUUAAAGAA